AUGGCCAAAAAGCCAUGCCCUUCUGACAGAUUGGAAGUGGUGAGGAUCACCCAUGCAAACAAACACAAGGUGGUCUACAUCAGGCAUGAGUGGAAGAAGGGUGGGUAUGACCUUGAGGAGAGCAAGUGGGCCAACCCCUACUUCCUCAAGAAGGGUGCAAUGCCCAAGGAGCACAAGGAGUGCCUUGACAAGUACCACAGGCAUAUCAUGUGUGACAAGUAUCUCUAUCACGCCCUGCCUGAGUUGUGUGGCAAGAUGGUUGGAUGCUGGUGCAAGCUGCUGUUGUGUCAUGGUGAUGUGCUGGCUGAACUGCUCUGUGAUUACAAGCCACUGACACCCAAGAAGCCGUGGCAUUGCAUCCUUGAAAAUGGUUGUGUGCUUGUGGUGUUUGAUGUGGAUUGUGUUGUCAUCAGCAAUGAAGAUGACUGCUGCUGUGGCAGCACUGAACUUGAAAUUGACAAUCUGUGUGAGGAGGAUGUGAAGCAUGUUGAUGACCAAGUGUGCAGCCUCAUUGGUGGCUUAUUUGAGCAUCUCAACCCCACAUUGCUCACAGAGCCCUACUCCUAUUCCACUAGCUUGGAGUGUGACAUCCCCCAAGAGGGCAACUCAAUCAAAGAGCUCAUCAACAUGGUGCACUACAUGUCCCAAGACAAGGGGUGGCAGUCAGAUCUGCCACAACACAGCAAUUGUAUCAAAGUGCACACCAAGGCUGAAAGGCUAUAA
This is a messenger RNA of Acanthamoeba castellanii str. Neff, 723 nucleotides long. RefSeq lists its product as uncharacterized. Lineage: Eukaryota; Discosea; Longamoebia; Acanthamoebidae. The coding region runs from base 1 to 723 and encodes 240 amino acids. The transcript has a single exon. The record is from RefSeq and is a predicted model, not a curated record.